Perognathus longimembris pacificus (Pacific pocket mouse) is the source of this 2742-nucleotide messenger RNA. It is a transcript of the gene Pibf1, whose product is annotated as progesterone immunomodulatory binding factor 1. Lineage: Eukaryota; Metazoa; Chordata; Mammalia; Rodentia; Heteromyidae. Gene Ontology annotation, cellular component: centriolar satellite. The record is from RefSeq and is a predicted model, not a curated record. Bases 207 to 2480 code for a protein of 757 amino acids. Gene Ontology annotation, biological process: cilium assembly. The transcript has 18 exons.
UCCUCGGGGUGCGGGGAUGGUUGUCUUGGAGACGGCUUCUAACGGCCCCGGGCCCAGAGAUUCCAGUGUUGAGGGGCUGCAACCCAAAGACUGCAGGCUCGGUUCCUCGGAGAGGCUGAGGCGCGGACAGGCUGUGCCUUGGAUGCGGAGUCCCUGAAGUUCUCCAGAAAAUUGAAUUCAAAAACUGACUCAUUUUUUUAAAAAAAAUGUCUCGAAAAAUUCCUAAGGAGUCAAAAAAAGUGAACAUCUCUAGUUCUCUGGAAUCUGAAGAUAUCAGUUUAGAAACAACAAUUCAUACAGAUGACAUUUCCUCAUCAGAAGAGCGAGAGGGUAAAGUCAAAAUCACCAGACAAAUAAUUGAACGGAAAGAACUACUUCAUAAUAUUCAAUUACUAAAGAUAGAGUUAUCCCAGAAAACUAUGAUGAUUGACAAUUUGAAAAUGGAUUAUCUUACAAAGAUUGAAGAAUUGGAGGAGAAACUUAAUGAUGCACUUCAUCAGAAGCAACUCCUAACUUUGAGAUUAGACAACCAAUUGACUUUUCAGCAGAAGGAUGCCAAAAAAUAUCAAGAACUAAUGAAACAAGAAAUGGAAACCAUUUUAUUGAGACAAAAACAACUAGAAGAGACAAAUAGUCAGCUAAGAGAGAAAGCUGGUGAUGUUCGUCGAAACCUACGUGACUUUGAUUUAUCAGAAGAGCAAUAUGUGAAACUAAAAAGUUUUUCUGAAGAUCAACUUUCUAUUCCUGAAUAUGUAUCUGUUCGGUUCUACGAACUAGUAAAUCCAUUAAGAAAAGAAAUCUGUGAACUACAAGUGAAAAGGAAUGACUUAUCAGAAGAAUUAAGUACAAACAAAGACCAACUGAAGCAGCUGACAGAGAUGCAUGAAGAAGAUAGAAGGCACUACUCUGACCUCCAAAUGAGAUGUCAACGUUUAACCUUAGAAUUAGCAGACACAAAACAACGCAUUCAACAAGGUGACUAUCGUCAAGAAAACUAUGAUAAAGUUAAAAGUGAACGCGAUGCACUUGAACAGGAAGUACUUGAGAUUAAGCGAAAACAUGAAAUUCUUGAAGCUGCUCACAUAUCUCAAGCUAAAGAAAGAAAUGAAUUAUCAAAAGAGGUGACCAACCUGCAGCAGACCGUUACUUUACUGCAAAAGGACAAAGAAUACCUCAAUCGCCAGAACAUGGAGCUAAGUGUGCGCUGUGCUCAUGAGGAAGAUCGCCUGGGAAGACUGCAGAUUCAGCUUGAAGAAACCAAAAAGGCUAGGGAAGACAUGUAUGAAAAAUACGUAUCAUCCAGAGAGCAUUAUAAGACAGAAUAUGAAAGCAAACUACACAAUGAACUAGAAGAAAUCAAAUCAAAAACUAACCAGGAAAUUGAUCAGCUUCGAAGUGCCACUAGGGAAAUGUAUGAACGAGAAAACAGAAAUCUCCGAGAAGCAAGGGAUAAUGCUGUGGCUGAAAAGGACCGAGCAGUAAUGGCUGAAAAGGAUGCUUUAGAAAAGCAUGACCAGCUCCUAGACAGGUUCAGAGAACUACAAAUUAGUACAGAAACUAAAGUAGCAGAAUUUCUCCAUCAGAGUAAAUUAAAGUCUUUUGAAAGUGAACGUAUUCAACUUUUGCAAGAGGAAACUGCAAGAAAUCUCACACAGUGUCAGUUGGAAUGUGAAAAAUAUCAGAAAAAGUUGGAGGUUUUAACUAAAGAAUUUUAUAGUCUACAAGCUUCUUCUGAAAAACGCAUUAUUGAGCUUCAAGCACAGAACUCUGAACAUGAGGCAAGGCUAGACAUUUAUGAGAAACUGGAAAAAGAACUUGAUGAAAUAAUAAUGCAAACUGCAGAAAUUGAAAAUGAAGAAGAGGCUGAAAGAAUUCUUUAUGCCUAUGGCUAUGGUGCUAAUGUUCCCACAACAGCUAAAAGACGACUAAAGCAAAGCGUCCACUUGGCAAGAAGAGUGCUUCAGUUAGAAAAGCAGAAUUCAUUGAUUUUAAGAGACUUGGAACAGCAAAAGAACCAAGUAAAACAGCUUUCACAAGAGCUCGACAGAGCCAAUUCACUGUUAAACCAGAGUCAACAACCUUACAGAUACCUCAUCGAAUCAGUACGACAGAGAGACUCAAAGAUUGAUUCACUGACAAAAUGCAUAGCACAACUUGAGAAAGAUGUCAGCAAUUUAAAUAAAGAAAAAUCAGCUUUACUACAGAUGAAGAAUCAAAUGGCGUUAGACUUAGAGAAACUUCUAAAUCAUCGUGAGGAGUUGGCAGCAAUGAAACAGAUUCUCAUUAAUAUGCGCAGUAAACAUUCUGAAAGCAGCUUACUUCAUCCUAAAACAGAGUCGAAACCUAUGACAGAGUGUCAGACACCAAAGACGUUGAAUGUACCUAGGGAACAAGAAGAGAAUAUAUUCAUACCAAAACCAACACUCUUUACUAAAAAGGAGGCACCUGAAUGGUCUAAGAAACAAAAAAUGAAGACCUAGUGUUUUAAGGUGCUGGAGUCAAACCCAGGACCUGGAAGACUUAGGCAAGCACUGUGGUCCUGAGCUACAAAGCCUAUACCUAGGGUUUGGAUUACAAGUACUUUCUGUGGCAUUAUUUACUCAGGAAGGCCUUUUUCAGAUGGAAAAAAAUAAGUUCAUCUUAAUCAUGUACUUGGCAUUUCUUAUUUAAAUACAUAAUUUAAUGAUUAUUUUUAACUAAUGUUAAAUUUAUAAAUUUCAACACAAUCAAAAUGUAUGAAGU